AGGAGCGGCCGCCGUCCCUGUGACGGAAGCCAAGAUGGCGGCGGCRGCGUCUGACCUGCUGACGGGAUGGUGCCUCUUCGGCCUGGCGCUGCUGGCCAUUCUAAUUUUCUCCUGGGUUUAUGUGCGCAAGUACCAGAGUCGGCGGGAAAGUGAAGUAAUUUCUACCAUAACAGCAAUUUUUGCGUUGGCCGUUGCUCUUAUCACGUCAGCGCUUCUUCCAGUGGACAUAUUUUUGGUUUCGUAUAUGAAAAACCAAAAUGGUACAUUUAAGGUCUGGGCUGAUGCUAAUGUUUCAAGGCAAAUUGAAGACACUGUACUUUAUGGAUAUUACACUCUGUACUCGAUCAUUCUGUUCUGUGUCUUCCUGUGGAUUCCCUUUGUCUAUUUCUAUUAUGAGGAGAAGGAAGAAGAUGAUGGCAACACGUGCUCGCAGGUUAAAACUGCACUCAAAUACACUCUGGGAUUCAUCAUGGUUUGUGCAGUUCUUCUCUUAAUUGGUGCUUUUGUUCCUUUGGAUAUUCCCAACAAGAAGAAUUCCACAGAGUGGGAAAAAGUGAAGCUCCUGUUUGAAGAAUUUGGAAGUAGUCAUGGCUUGACUGCACUUUCAUUUUCCAUUAGUUCCUUGACUGUGAUUGGAAUGCUGGCAGCUAUCACUUAUACAGCUUAUGGUAUGUCAGCUUUGCCUCUAAACUUGAUUAAGGGAACUACCAGUGCAGCUUAYGAACGUUUAGAGAACACUGAAGAUAUUGAAGAAGUGGAGCAACAUUUAUUAAGAAUUAAAUCAAAGUGCAGAGAUGGUCGUCCUUUGUCAUCAAGGGAUAGACGGACUUUACAACAGCUAGAAGAGAARUUAAGGACACUUCGAAGGAGAGAGAGGCAUCUGGAAUCUAUUGAGAAAAGCUGGUGGACAAAGUUCUGUGAAGCUAUUCGACCUCUAAAGAUUGUGUGGGGAGUAUUCUUCAUCAUUGUGGCAUUGCUCUUCACUGUUUCUCUGUUCUUGUCAAAUUUGGACAAAGCUCUGCAUUCAGCUGGCUUCGACUCAGGAUUUAUAAUUCUAGGAACUAAUCUGACCAAUCCAUUGAAUAUGCUGUUACCAGUGCUUCAAAGAGUUUUCCCACUUGAUUAUAUUCUUAUCACAACUAUCGUUAUGUACUUUAUCUUCACUUCAAUGGCAGGAAUUCGAAAUAUGGGCAUAUGGUUCUUCUGGAUAAGGCUUUAUAAAAUCAGAAGAGGAAAAACUCGACCUCAAGCACUCUUAUUUCUCUGUAUGAUACUUCUGUUGAUAGUUCUUCAUACAAGUUACAUGAUUUACAGUCUUGCCCCACAGUAUGUCAUGUAUGGAAGCCAGAAAUACCUGGUACAGAGUAAUAAGACAAUUGACGGCCAGCCAGGAAAUGUGACACUUGUGUCUAAAGACUGUGAUGCAGAUGCACCUGAAGAUCAGUGUAUUGUCACUCGGACAUACCUCUUYCUUCAUAAAUUUUGGUUCUUCAGUGCUGCCUAUUACUUUGGGAACUGGGCAUUCAUUGCAGUCUUUUUAAUUGGAUUAAUUGUUUCAUGCUGCAAGGGCAAGAAAUCAGUCAUUGAAGGUGAAGUAGAUGACGAUGAUUCAGAUAUGAGUGAUGAUGAACUGUCUGUUUAUUACCAUUGAUAGCCUUUUGCUUUCAAAUCAAAAAAAUGUAAUUUAAAGUUAUGUUGGGAGUCAUGCACACAUGGAACUUGUAUCCAAGAAAGCAUCUUUGCACCUGUAAAAAUAGAAAUAAGUGUACUCACUUAAAGGGAUAAAAAACCUGAAUAUCACUUUCAGUAUCACUGUUAAAUGAGAACAAGUGUUGAAGCUGAGUUUUAAUAAUAUGUAGAAAGUAUUGGUUUAUGAUUAAACAAAUAUGUAACUUUCUGAUGUAUAAUUUGAUGAACUGUUGUAACUAUUUCAUAAUUCACAAUGCUUUUCUGUUAACUUAGGUUUUCGUAAAUACUUUCAUGCCUAACUUCUAGGACUUUUUUAUUCAUAAAUACAACUUGCUAAAAUCCUGCAAAAUGGUGCAAAUAUUGCAGGAAAGAUUUGGGAUGAAGUUUACACUUUCAGAAGGGCUUAACUUUUGCACUGGUUUUGCUGGGAUUUUCCCAUAAAACUAUAGCUAACAAGAAACUGCCCAUUAAAGGAUGCCAAAAACAUUAUUUAAAUGGUGAAUUUUCAAUCUGUGAAAAAUAAGUAAUUUUCAUAGUGUUUUCCCCACUGAGUUACCAUGGGAAUCAUCAGGUAACUAUGAGGUGGCUUUUGUGCUCUCAAUGGAAAUCAUUAGUGUAAAUGACAAUAUUUAGCACUCUUGCAGUGUUUUAGUACAGUUUAGCUCUGAAACUGACAGGUGCCUGAUUUAGUUGUAACCAAUGGAAUAAUUAAGAUAUGAUCAAUUUUUAACUUAUUUUUCUCUUUAAUGCACAUUGUCUAGUUUGAAGUUUYCUUUCAAUAUUUAAUGUAAAUGUUGUCAAUUUGUUUACAAACCAAUAUGUUUAUAUAAACACAGUUAAAAAAUAUUUUUGUCAUUCGUGUUGUCUUUGUAMAUUAAUCCUAUUUUAGCUAUAUAGUUACUGAGCUAUAUUUCUAAGGAUGUAAAAAAUCUUCGUAUAUCCUUUGACAGACUCUGAAAGAGAAAAUGUUUACAAGGACAGGUUUUCAAGCUUCUAGUGCUACCUGAGGGACAUUAUAGUCUAUGCAAGCUCAUGGAAAUGUAGUUAGGUAGUCUUUUUAUAGGACUGAUUGUUAAAUAGCUAUUAGAAUGUAGGGGAAUUAUUAAUAUGUCCUGCUUACAUGCUUGCAAACUGAAGUCAUUGCAAGAACAGCCUGCCUCUAUCUGUAGUAUUUCAGAAYAGCAGGCUCUCAAGAACUUCUGAAUUUUAAUUUAUUUUCAGUAUUGGGCAAGUCUUAGGUGAGUAGUGCAGUUAAUGCAAGAACACAGGGAACUGAUAUUUAGACUACAGGAACAAAAAAACCUGAGCAGUGCCAGCUGCUCCAGUAAUAUCAAUGUUGAUGUGACAACAUCAAGUAAUCACACACAGAAUAAGCAGAGUUGGAAGGGACCCACAAGGAUCAUCGAGUCUGUCUCCUGGUGUUAUAGGUUGAUCAUAARCUGAAAAUAUGCUGUCAGAUCUGCUCAACUAUUAUCAAUCAAUCUGUCUGCUACCAGUGUGACACUUGAAAGGACAGAAAUGUAUUCCAGCACUGAUAGUAGGUACUGAAAUGUGACUCGGCAGUCUGAACUCUUUGACUAGAAUUAGCGGAGUAUUAUUUAAACAUGACARUUGGGGAAACUUGCAAGGAAUUAGUUAUAAGAAGUUCAAGUAAUUCAAACAGGAGGUGGAAUGUGAUGUUGACUGUCUGGAAGCUGCAUCCAGASGAUGGCAAGUACUUGGAGUAUACUUACUUGUAGAUGCCCUGGUGAAAAAUUUACAUGAGCUGAUUCAAUAAAGUUAACUG
This is a messenger RNA of Malurus melanocephalus (red-backed fairy wren), 3475 nucleotides long. It is a transcript of the gene LMBRD1, whose product is annotated as LMBR1 domain containing 1. NCBI's taxonomy places the organism in Eukaryota, Metazoa, Chordata, Aves, Passeriformes, Maluridae. Bases 35 to 1651 code for a protein of 538 amino acids. Gene Ontology annotation, cellular component: vacuolar membrane. The transcript is spliced from 16 exons. The record is from RefSeq and is a predicted model, not a curated record. Gene Ontology annotation, biological process: protein localization to vacuole.